GUCUUAAAAAUUUAAUAAUAAUAAAAAACAAAUAGAAAAACCACUAACAACAACUUCUCAUAAGAAACUAAUUAUUAAGAUAACGCAGUAAAAAUGCACCCACCGUAACACCUAGCCUACAUGAUCUAUAAUGACAGAAUAAGUUUCAACACUUUCAGUGUAUCUUGAGGUAACUUGUCACUAUAAAUACAAAUGGUAAAUCAAUUUUAAUAUGUCAGUUGUUAUUUAUAUUUACAAAACAAAGUAAACAUUAAAUAUUUUUGACCGAUUAUACAAUGUCCAACAUAUUACAGAUUACUAUGAUAGGCCUAACUACAGCCGUUGUUUUUACAACAGCACAUCGUGCCACAUCAUUUGCUUUUUACCAUCCAAUUUUCCAUAACACUCAAAAACAUGGACACGAUUUUUACUCACCACCCCAUUAUACGUACAAAUAUGGCGUCAAAGACCCACAUACCGGUGACAACAAAGAACAGUGGGAAGAACGUCAGGGAGAUGUUGUACACGGUGGAUACUCCUUCAUCGAACCAGAUGGUCGCAUCCGCAAAGUAACUUAUACAGCCGACAAACACAACGGAUUCAAUGCUCACGUUGAAUUUAUUCAUCAUUCUCGCCAUCCUCAUCAUUACAAACGAUUUAAUUGAAAAUAUUUUACAGUUAUAAUAUUUAAUUUAAUUUAAUAA
Messenger RNA from Daktulosphaira vitifoliae (grape phylloxera), 683 nucleotides. Its product is annotated as cuticle protein 19-like. The record is from RefSeq and is a predicted model, not a curated record. The transcript has 3 exons. The coding region runs from base 276 to 644 and encodes 122 amino acids. Lineage: Eukaryota; Metazoa; Arthropoda; Insecta; Hemiptera; Phylloxeridae. Gene Ontology annotation, cellular component: extracellular matrix.